This is a messenger RNA of Micromonas commoda, 4380 nucleotides long. RefSeq lists its product with no specific name. Gene Ontology annotation, molecular function: ATP binding; DNA binding; DNA topoisomerase type II (double strand cut, ATP-hydrolyzing) activity. The coding region runs from base 1 to 4380 and encodes 1459 amino acids. NCBI's taxonomy places the organism in Eukaryota, Viridiplantae, Chlorophyta, Mamiellophyceae, Mamiellales, Mamiellaceae. The record is from RefSeq and is a predicted model, not a curated record. The transcript has 2 exons. Gene Ontology annotation, cellular component: nucleus. Gene Ontology annotation, biological process: sister chromatid segregation; resolution of meiotic recombination intermediates; DNA topological change.
AUGGCGGACGUCGCUGAGAUCGUUGCGAUCAACGAGAACGUCGCCGCGGCGCCCAAGGCCAAGAAGGCCCCCGCUGCGAAGAAGCCCAAGGCUCCCCUCGGCGAGAAGGAUGUCAACGCGGCCAAGCCCGCGUCGUCCUCCUCCUCCGACGGCAAGGCCAUCGAGGAUAUCUACCAGAAGAAGACCCAGCUCGAGCACAUCCUCCUCCGCCCCGACACCUACGUCGGCUCGUGCGAGAAGACUGAGGAGAAGGCCUGGGUGUACUGCAAGGACACCAACAAACUGGUCCAGCGCCAGAUGUCAUUCGUCCCCGGUCUCUACAAGAUCUUCGACGAGAUCCUCGUCAACGCCACCGACAACAAGGUGCGCGAUCCCUCGAUGGUGACCCUCCGCGUCGACAUUGACCAGGAAGCCGGGUGCAUCCGCGUGUACAACGACGGCAACGGCAUCCCGGUCGAGAUGCACAAGGAGGAGGGAGUCUACGUCCCCGAGCUCAUCUUUGGUCACCUGCUCACGUCGUCCAACUACAACGACAACGAGAAGAAGGUUACCGGCGGCAGGAACGGAUACGGCGCCAAGCUGGCCAACAUCUUCUCCACCGAGUUUGUCGUCGAGACCUGCGACGGCAGCCGCGAGCGGCGGUACCGCCAGGUGUUCAAGAACAACAUGGGUGAGAAGUGCGAACCGGUAGUGACCAAGUGCAAGCCCACCGACAACUGGACCUGCAUCACCUUCAAGCCCGACCUCGCCAAGUUUAACAUGACCGAGCUCGAGGACGACACCGUGGCUCUGAUGUGCAAGCGCGUUUAUGACGCCGCCGGUAACAUCGGCAAGAACACCAAGGUGUUCCUCAACGGCGAGAGGCUCAAGGUGAAGGGCUUCAGUGAUUACGUCGACCUUUACCUGGAGGGCAGGGAGAACGCCCCCAAGGUUUACGAGAAGGUUAACGACCGCUGGGAGGUUUGCGUGACCAUCUCGGACUCUGGCAACUUCCAGCAGGUGUCCUUCGUCAACGGUAUCUGCACCAUGAAGGGCGGCACGCACGUCAACCAGGUCGCCGAUGAGGUGGCGGGUAAGCUCCUCGAGAAGAUCAAGAAGAAGGAGAAGUCCUGCAAGAACCUCAAGGCUGCUCACGUCAAGAACCACCUCUGGGUGUUUGUCAACGCUCUCAUUGAGAACCCCGCGUUUGACUCGCAGACCAAGGAGACGCUCAACACCCGCGCGUCCAACUUCGGCAGCAAGUACGAGGCCAGCGACAAGGUCAUCAAGCAGAUGAUGAACAGCGGUAUCGUCGAGCAGAUCCUCUCCUGGGCGUCCUUCAAGCAGAGCAAGGAGAUGAAAAAGUCUGACGGCAAGAAGGCUACCAGGCUCACCGGCAUUCCCAAGCUCGAUGACGCCAACGACGCGGGCGGCCGCAACUCCGAGCACUGCACCCUCAUCCUUACCGAAGGUGACUCGGCGAAGGCACUUGCGGUGUCCGGCCUCUCCGUCGUCGGUCGCGAUCGAUACGGCGUCUUCCCGCUCCGCGGUAAGCUUCUCAACGUUCGUGACGCGAGCCACGAUCAGAUCAUGAACAACGCCGAGAUUAACCACAUCAAGCAGAUCCUCGGCCUCCGCCACGGCACCACGUACGAGUCCGCCAAGAGCCUCCGCUACGGUCACAUCAUGAUCAUGACCGAUCAGGACCACGACGGCUCCCACAUCAAGGGUCUCCUGAUUAACUUUCUCCACGCGCAUUUCCCAUCGCUGCUCAAGAUUCCCGGUUUCCUCGUCGAGUUCAUCACCCCGAUCAUCAAGGCGACCAAGGGCAAGCAGAGCAAGGUUUUCUACACCCUUCCCGAGUACGACAACUGGAAAGAGCACGCCGAGGAGACGGGAACCGGCCGCGGCUGGAACAUCAAGUACUACAAGGGUCUCGGUACGUCAACCGCCAAGGAAGCCAAGGAGUACUUUGCCGCGCUCGACCACCACAAGAAGACCUUCGCGUGGACCACCGACGGCGACGGUAACCUCAUCGACAUGGCCUUCAGCAAGAAGCGCGUCGAGGAUCGCAAGGCGUGGUUGAACGCCUACGAGCCGGGAACGUACCUGGACAUGACGGGCGAUGACGUCAGGUACGACGAUUUCAUCAACAAGGAGCUCAUCCUCUUCUCCCGCGCGGAUCUCAUGCGAUCGAUCCCUUCCGUCGUCGACGGGUUCAAGCCCUCGCAGAGGAAGGUGCUCUUCUCGUGCUUCAAGCGUAAGCUCAAGUCCGACAUCAAAGUUGCGCAGCUCUCGGGCUACGUCUCUGAGCACUCCGCGUACCACCACGGCGAGGCCAGCCUCGCGUCCACCAUCGUCGGCCUCGCGCAAGAUUUUGUCGGGAGCAACAACGUGAACCUGCUGGUGCCCUCCGGCCAGUUCGGUACCCGCCUGCAGGGCGGUAAGGACCACGCGUCCCCCCGUUACAUUUUCACCAGGCUCGCGCCCAUCUGCCGCGUCAUUUUCCCCGAGUGCGACGACGCCCUCCUCGACUACCUCGACGAGGACGGCCAGGUGAUUGAACCCGAGCACUACCUUCCGAUCCUGCCCCUGGUUCUGGUCAACGGCGCCGACGGCAUCGGCACAGGCUGGUCCACGUCCAUCCCCAACUUCAACCCGCGGGAUAUCGUCGCCAACAUCCGCCGCAUCCUCGACGACGAGUGCACCGAGCGUAUGCACCCUUGGUACCGCAACUUCAAAGGAACCAUCGAGGAGGAGAUUGUCAAGGGUGAGAUUCGGUACAACAUCACCGGCAAGUACGAGAUCGUCGACGAGACGACGCUGGUGAUCACCGAGCUUCCCCUCAGGUCCUGGACCACCGAUUACAAGGAUUUCCUCGAGAACAUGCUCAGCCCCAAGGAGAAGAACGCGCAGCCGUUCAUAACCGACUACAAGGAGCACCACACCGACACCACCGUGCACUUUAUCGUCACCAUGACGCCCGAGAAUAUGGCCAAGGCCCAGAAGGACGGCAUCGAGAAGAAGUUCAAGCUCUGCGCCAAGGUGUCAACCUCCAACAUGCACGCCUUCGACGAGAAGGGCGGCAUCACCAAGUACUCAUCACCCGAGGCCAUCAUGGAGGCUUUCGUGCCCCUUCGCCUCGACGCGUACGCUCGCAGGCGCGCCAUGCUCAUCCGCCAGGCUGAAUUUGAGCUCAAGCGCAUGUCCAACAAGGUGCGAUUCAUCCUCGCCGUCGUCGACGGCGAGAUGACCAUCGGCCGCAAGAAAAAGAGCGUGCUCAUCGAGGAGCUCGAGGCGGCCGGUUACGACAAGAUGCCGAAGACGGCCAAGGCUGCCGCCGCCGCCGACGCCGAGCCGGCCGAGUCUGGUCUCUCCGACAUCUCCGAGGAAGGUGCCCCGGCACCCGCCGACGGCGCCUCCUACGACUACCUCCUCUCCAUGCCCCUGUGGAACCUCACCCAGGAGAAGGUUGACGAGCUCGUGGAGGAACAGCGGGUCAAGACGGCUGAGGUUGAGGAGCUUCACGGGACCACGGAUAAGCAGCUCUGGAUCCGCGACCUCGACGCGUUUGACGCCGCCAUGGACGUCUUCGACGCCGAGGACGCCAAAGCUGCGGAGGAGCUCGCCAAGCAGCAGCGCGCCGCGGCGAGGAACCAGACCAAGGGUGGCAAAAAGGCGCUGGCCAAGAAGAAGAAGGCUGCGCGCGCGAUGGACUCUGAUGAGGACUCUGAGGAGGAUGAGGACUUCAGCGACGACGAGUUUGUUCCCACCAAGGCCAAGGCGAAGAAGGCUGCCGCCGCGCCCGCCGCCAAGAAGGCCCCGUCCGCUCGCGCGAAGAAGCCCACCGCCGCGCCCGCCUCCUCGGCAACCUCCGAAGUCUCCGAGGCUGUCUCUGCCCAAGUCUCCGAGGCUGUCUCUGCGCCGCCCCCCGCGCCGGAACCUGAGAGCGACGAUGAAUUCGAGGUUGCGCCCAAGCUGAGCCUCGCGGAGCGCCUGCUGCAGCGCGCGGGGGCGCCCUCCGCCGCCGCCGCCAAGGUCAAGCCCGCCGCUAAGCCCGCCGCCGCCAAGAAGCCCGCCGCCGCCAAGGCCAAGCCCGCCGCCGCCAAGGACGAGUUUGACUUUUCGGGCUCGGAGGAUGACUCGGAGCCCGCGCCCGUCGUCAAGAAGCCCGCGCCCGCUAAGAAGCCCGCGCCCGCCAAGAAGGCUGCCGCAAACAGCGACGAUGAGUUCGGCUCGGACGCCGAGAGCGACGUCGAGGCUAUCGCCGACGUGGCUCCCAGGGCGGCUUCCUCCCGCAGGGGCGGCGCCGCGAGGAAGGUUUACAAGGAGGAAUCCUCCGACGAGGAAUCGGAUGAAGACGACUUCGAGGACGACGGCGACGACUCUGACUUUGAGUGA